Molecule: messenger RNA, 1263 nt
Organism: Cuscuta europaea
Lineage: Eukaryota; Viridiplantae; Streptophyta; Magnoliopsida; Solanales; Convolvulaceae
Source: the annotation of a GenBank genome assembly
GUAUUCCGGUGUCGAAGCUGAAUGUGAAAGGCUUCAUCGGGAUGAAGAAGAAAUCGGCCAAAGAGCCGAAGAAGAAAGGGGCGGAUCUCCAGAAGACCGUUGAUGAAACCUUGUCGAGGGGUUCUGUGCCCUCGGGUUUGCCUGCUGAUGAGGUCGCCGAUGCUGCCAAGAGGAAAGCAGCCGGCAAGGACGCCGCCCCCUUCGACAAGAAGGCGAAGAAGCGGGAGACCGGGACGAAGGCUCCCCCGGUCUUGAUAGUCGAUGACCAGCCGACUUCUGAGCCCCCGGUUGUGGCGGCCUCGGCUUCGGUCGAAGCUCCAUCGCAAGUCUCCCCCCUGGAGGUUGUCGACCCGAAGGCGUUCUUGAGGAGCAUUGCUGCGGGGAUGGACAGGUCAACCCUCGGCACUUAUGACGAUGAUGCCCUCGAAGACAAGAUCCUCUGGUCUUCCUUGACUGCUUGCAUUGCCCUCGGGGAGCAGUCCCGGAGGUUAGAGGAGUGGCACCUUCAUAAGGCCGAGCAGGAUGAGAAGAUGAAGAAGCUCAUCCAUCAGAAUUCUGAUGUCGUAAGGCAGAUGGCCCAGCUGGAGGAGAGCCUUCGGCAUAUGGAGCUGCAAGUGGAGGCAGUUAACCGGGGCAAGGCCGAAGCCGAGAGGUCUGCUGCUGAGGCCAUAAAGAAGGCUGCCGAGGAGGCCGAGGCCGCCAAGGCGGAGGCUGUCGCCAAGGCGCGGGAGGAUGCCCUCUGUGAGUUUCUGGAGGAGGGGUGGAAGGCCGAGGGACGUAAGCAGUGGGUGUCCUCGGUUGUGGAGGCGUCCGUUGAAGAGUGGUGUGAGGGCCCCGGUGUGGAGUGGUUGGCUCGAAAGGGCAAAGAAUAUUACGAAGGGGGCGAGUUCUUUACUCAGGCCCUCAUCUACCGGAGGAUGGACCGGCACUUGAAAAUGGAGCCUAAAGACUUCGAUCCGGCAGCAUACGGCCUUCCUCCCCUGCAGCCAGAUGUUCGCGUGCCCCUCCCCCCAGACGUUGAGAGGCCAGAUUUGGAGGAUUCGGAACUCAUGAAGGACGCCGAGGGCGAAGGGGAGGCCUGAGAGGAAGUAACAUUGAUGCCUAUGGUAGAGGAUGCCUCCAGGGCAAUCAAUGCUUAAUUUGUACUUAGAAAUUUCUUGUAACAAACAUUCGUAUGCUUCCGACAUCGGCCUGCAAACAAUUUUUUAUUCCCUGUUAAUGUAUGAAUGCCUGCCUUCGGGAUCUUGAUGCUUUAACUUGCUC